CCCUCCUUGUUUUCUCCCUCAGAGUCUCUGCAUUUCUCUCUCUUACAUUGCCUCAUUUCCCAUUCUGUUUCUGUUUCUUUUUGAUAAAAAGAAACGGAAGCUGCAUUGGCUGGCACAGGUUUGUGGAAGAGUUAAGAGGAGGGCUGGCAAGUAACUAUUUUUUGUUUUUUCCAUUACUUGGAUAAUUGAAGAGAGGAGGGAGUGACAGAUUUGAAUUGGGUUCUUACUUUUCUCGUCUUAGUUUAAGGCCUUCUUCCAAGUUAUAUAAAGCCCCAUUUUCCACCACAUUGUUCAGAAAAAACCAGUGAGAGAUUCUUUUUUUGUGCUUUUCUUGGUUUCUUUUAUUUCUUAUCCCCUGUUUUUUUCUCUGUUUUCCUCUGAUCUGCUGAGUGGGAGAAAGAGGCAGAGAUGGCUCAAAUUUCACCAAAGCUGCUGAUUCCAGAGUCAUUUCAAGUGUCGAGAGAUGAUAUUACAGGUCAACUUGGUUUGAUUUGGGAGCUAAUCAAAGCACCAUUGAUAGUUCCUCUACUGAAACUCGGUGUCUACAUUUGCUUAGCUAUGUCGCUUAUGCUCUUCAUGGAGAGGCUUUACAUGGGAGUAGUCAUUAUUCUUGUUAAGCUCUUCUGGAAAAAACCAGAGAAGCGUUACAAUUUUGAGCUUUUUCAAGAUGAUGUGGAACUUGGAAGCUCAAAUUUCCCCGUGGUCUUAGUGCAAAUCCCAAUGUUCAAUGAAAAGGAGGUUUACAAGAUCUCCAUUGGAGCAGCUUGUGGACUUUCAUGGCCGUCUGAUCGUCUCGUGAUCCAAGUACUUGAUGAUUCAACUGACCCUGCAAUCAAGCUAAUGGUAGAGCAAGAGUGCCAGAGAUGGGCAAGCAAAGGCAUAAACAUAACGUACCAAAUCAGGGAAAACAGAACAGGUUACAAGGCUGGAGCUUUGAAGGAAGGAUUGAAGCGAAGCUAUGUCAAACAUUGUGAAUAUGUGGCCAUUUUGGAUGCUGAUUUCAGGCCUGAACCUGACUUCCUUAGAAGAAGCAUUCCUUUCUUGGCCCAUAACCCUGACAUCGCUCUCGUUCAAGCUCGUUGGAGAUUUGUGAAUGCGGAUGAAUGCUUGUUAACAAGAAUGCAAGAGAUGUCAUUGGAUUACCAUUUCACAGUGGAGCAAGAAGUUGGAUCAGCAACACAUGCUUUCUUUGGUUUUAAUGGAACCGCUGGUAUUUGGAGAAUUGCUGCCAUUAAUGAGGCAGGUGGGUGGAAGGAUAGAACCACCGUGGAGGACAUGGACCUUGCCGUCCGAGCUAGUCUUAGGGGAUGGAAAUUUGUUUACCUUGGUGACCUUCAGGUGAAAAGUGAACUUCCUAGUACUUUCAAGGCAUUCCGCUUCCAGCAGCAUAGAUGGUCCUGUGGUCCUGCUAAUCUGUUCAGGAAAAUGGUAUGGGAGAUCAUUCAAAACAAGAAAGUGAAAUUCUGGAAGAAAGUAUAUGUUAUCUACAGCUUCUUCUUCGUGCGAAAGAUCAUUGCUCAUAUGGUCACCUUUUUCUUUUACUGUGUUGUUCUUCCGCUUACAAUUUUGGUACCUGAAGUUAAAGUUCCUAUUUGGGGAGCCGUUUAUAUUCCUUCCAUCAUCACCAUUUUAAACUCAGUAGGAACUCCAAGAUCCAUCCAUCUACUAUUUUACUGGAUUCUUUUCGAGAAUGUUAUGUCAUUGCACCGGACUAAGGCAACAUUUAUUGGUCUCCUGGAGGCUGGCAGAGCCAAUGAAUGGGUAGUCACUGAGAAACUAGGAGAUGCUGUCAAGAAAGCGGCAGAUGCUGCUAAGAACAAGACAAAUGUCAAAACGCCCAGAAAAUUUAGAUUCAAAUUCACUGAUAGGCUCAACACAUUGGAGUUAGGAUUCGCGGCAUUCCUCUUCCUUUGUGGAUGCUAUGAUUUUGUCCAUGGGAAGAACAAUUACUUCAUAUACCUCUUCCUCCAAACAAUUAGCUUCUUCAUCACAGGAAUUGGCUAUGUUGGCACCAUCAUUUAGUGUCACAACGACAUUGGCACAAUCCUGUAAGCGUUUGUGUUGGUGAUCAGUGUUUUUGUCCCCCACAAGAUAAGUGGGAGCCGGUCUGCAGCCAUUUGACUGCAAUUAUAUUGCUUAUUUUUAGCUCAUUCAAACAGAAACAGGUCUUUCAACGUAUUCAGCACCAAAAGAAAACUUGUCACCGUCUCUCCCUCCAAAUCAUUCCAGCAAAUGAGAAUUCACCAGAAAAAAGUGGUGUUAUGCCAAUAUAUUAUACAGAGUCAAGGACAAAGAAAAUACAAAAAGAGCCUGUGAUAAUAGACAACAGGGAGUGAUGUUUGCUUGUAAUUGUGAGAUUUUUUUUCUUUUCUCUUGUUUCUUCUUUUGGGUUUCACAUUUUUUAGUUUUACAAGCUUUUCGAAAGGAAUAAAGUGAUGGAUAGAAGGGUGAACUUUGUAAUCACAGUUAAUUUAUCAAAUCCCAGUAUUUAUAUGUUUCUGUUA
This is a messenger RNA of Durio zibethinus, 2504 nucleotides long. Its product is annotated as glucomannan 4-beta-mannosyltransferase 2-like. Gene Ontology annotation, cellular component: Golgi apparatus. Lineage: Eukaryota; Viridiplantae; Streptophyta; Magnoliopsida; Malvales; Malvaceae. The record is from RefSeq and is a predicted model, not a curated record. Gene Ontology annotation, molecular function: mannan synthase activity.